This is a messenger RNA of Thermothielavioides terrestris NRRL 8126, 1715 nucleotides long. RefSeq names its product glycoside hydrolase family 76 protein. The transcript is spliced from 5 exons. NCBI's taxonomy places the organism in Eukaryota, Fungi, Ascomycota, Sordariomycetes, Sordariales, Chaetomiaceae. Gene Ontology annotation, biological process: fungal-type cell wall biogenesis; carbohydrate catabolic process. Gene Ontology annotation, molecular function: mannan endo-1,6-alpha-mannosidase activity. Bases 94 to 1458 code for a protein of 454 amino acids. The record is from RefSeq and is a predicted model, not a curated record.
UGCAUUCCUUCUUUUUUUCCACGAUCUUUCGGGCCGCCUACCUCAGUCGCUCGCUUAACACACGGCUUCGCAUAAUCAUUCAUCAUCGUCAUCAUGGUUUCGGCGGCGCUUUCGGCGGCCGUCCUGGUUGGGGCUGGCGUCGCCAACGCUGCCUACAGCAUCGCGACUAACGACGAUAUCAAACGGACCGCGGCCGACGUCGCCUGGGACCUCCUGCAGUACUACAAGGGCAACCAGACAGGACAGACGCCGGGAAUCCUGCCCGGUCCGCCUCCGGCAGGCGACUACUACUGGUGGGAGGCCGGCGCCAUGUGGGGGACGCUGAUCGACUACUGGAAGCUGACGGGCGAUUCGACGUACAACGACUUGGUAACGCAGGCGAUGCUCUGGCAGGUCGGCCCGGACAGAGACUACAUGCCGCCCAACGUGACGGCCUCGCUCGGCAACGACGACCAGGGCUUUUGGGGUAUGUCGGCCAUGCUGGCGGCCGAAAACAACUUCCCGAAUCCUCCGGCCGACCAGCCGCAGUGGCUUGCCCUCGCGCAGGCCGUCUGGACCACGCAGGCGAGCCCCGAUCGGCACGACAACACGUGCGGUGGUGGGCUGAGGUGGCAGAUCCCGGUGGUUAACAACGGAUACGACUACAAGAACAGCAUCGCAAACGGCUGCUUCUUCAACCUCGGCGCGAGGCUCGCUCGCUAUACCGGCAACAGCACGUAUGCCGAAUGGGCCGAGAAGACGUGGGACUGGGUGAGAGCCGUUGGCUUCAUGGACGACAAAUACAACAUCUACGACGGCGGCCACGUCGAGCAGAACUGCACCGACAUCAACAGGGCCCAGUUCUCGUACAACAACGCCGUUUACCUCCUAGGCGCUGCGUACAUGUACAACUACACGAACGGAAGCGACACGUGGAAGGAGAGGCUGGAGGGGCUGGUCGACGCGACCAUCGCUACAUUUUUCCCCAACAACAUCGCGUAUGAGAUCGCCUGCGAGGAGCAGAUGUCGUGCACGACCGACAUGCUCAGCUUCAAGGGCUACCUCCACCGCUGGAUGGCGACGGCGACGCAGAUCGCCCCCUUCAUCUCCGCCAAGGUCCUGCCCGUCCUCAAGACGUCCACCGCCGCCGCCGUCGACACGUGCACGGGCGGCACCAACCAGCGGACGUGCGGCUUCAAGUGGAGCACCAAGGCGUUCGACGGCAGCGUCGGCGCCGGGCAGCAGAUGAACGUCCUGGCCGCCGUGUCGUCGCUCCUGAUCGACCAGGUGCCCCCGCCCGUGACCAACUCGACCGGCGGCACGAGCAAGGGCGACCCGACCGCCGGCAUGCACUCUGAUACCUUCCAGAACACGCUGGCGCCGCCGACGGCCGCGGACAAGGCCGGCGCCAGCAUCCUGACCAUCCUAAUCUUGUGUUCGGCGGUCGGCACGUUUGGGUGGAUGAGCGUCGGGGAGUGACGCGGCGGUGCGGCGGGAGAGGGGGCGAGCUAUUUCUUCUUCUUUUGGCCGCUAGCGGCAACGUUCCCCUCAAUGUGAGGGUGAGGUUGAUGACGAUUGCCCUGUGGUUUGCCUCACAGUCGAGGGCCAAACCCGUGUGGUGCUUGCCGCGCCUCUCAGGGCCAUAUGGCGCGGAUGCCCUUGAUGAUCUUGCAGUCCGCCUUGUGCCCGCCCUCGCUCCACCCUUUGACCUGACACUCCUGCAUCAUCAACCGCCA